Messenger RNA from Salvelinus namaycush (lake trout), 1906 nucleotides. RefSeq names its product serine protease HTRA3-like. The coding region runs from base 1 to 1446 and encodes 481 amino acids. The record is from RefSeq and is a predicted model, not a curated record. Gene Ontology annotation, cellular component: extracellular region. NCBI's taxonomy places the organism in Eukaryota, Metazoa, Chordata, Actinopteri, Salmoniformes, Salmonidae. The transcript is spliced from 10 exons. Gene Ontology annotation, biological process: proteolysis. Gene Ontology annotation, molecular function: serine-type endopeptidase activity; protein binding.
AUGCGCGUGUUCCUGUUCGCGGCGACGGUAUUUUUCGCGUACAAUCUCACCGGGUCUGGUGCCGGCGCCGAGUCCAGCUCCAAAAAGUGUUCCUCCCAGUGCGACGUGAGCGCGUGUCCUAGUCCGAACUGCCCCAACGGGUAUAUCCCAGACCGGUGCAACUGUUGCCUGGUGUGUUCCCGGGGCGAGGGUGAACUCUGUGGCCGGAAAAACGACCUCCUGUGUGGGGACGGCUUAGAGUGUAGGUCCCCUAACGGUCCUAACGAGGGCCUGGCGGGGAAGCGGAGCUCCAAGCGGCGGCUGUGUCAGUGUAAGAUGGGGUAUAAGGUGUGUGGUAGCGACGGGAAGACGUACAGGAAUGUGUGUCGGAUGAAGGCUGCCAGCCGGAAAGCUCUUCAGAAGGAAAGGGAGGCCAUCACCCAAGCACACAAGGGACCCUGUCCAUCAGGUAAUAUAGGUCCUGUCCAUCCCAACAGCCCACGAUACAAGUUCAACUUCAUAGCUGACGUGGUGGAAAAGAUGGCUCCUGCUGUGGUUCACAUUGAGCUCUUCCUCAGACAUCCUCUAUAUGGUCGUCAUGUCCCUCUGUCUAGUGGUUCUGGGUUCAUCAUCAGCCACUCCGGACUCAUCGUAACCAACGCUCACGUGGUAACCGCUGCUGCCACGGUAACGGGCCGACCACAGCUCCGCGUGCAGCUCCAUGACGGGGGAGCGUAUGAGGCCACGGUCCGGGACAUCGACAGGAAGUCGGAUAUCGCCACCAUCAAAGUCAACCCUCAGAAGAAGCUUCCUGUUCUGUCUCUGGGUCAGUCAUCUGAUCUGAGACCAGGGGAGUUUGUGGUUGCCAUCGGCAGCCCCUUUGCACUCCAGAACACCGUUACCACGGGGAUUGUGAGCACGGCCCAGAGAGAUGGGAAGGAGCUGGGCAUCAGAGACUCAGAUAUAGACUACAUUCAGACUGACGCUAUCAUCAAUUAUGGUAACUCAGGAGGACCUCUGGUUAACUUGGACGGGGAGGUGAUAGGCAUCAAUACUCUCAAGGUAACAGCAGGAAUCUCCUUCGCCAUUCCUUCAGACCGGAUCAGACGCUUUCUCACUGAGUCACAGCACAAAAAACACAUAACGACAGGAGUGAAGAAGAAGCGUCUGAUAGGCAUUAAGAUGCUCACUGUCACAGAUGGUCUGGUGGAGGAGAUGAAGACGCAGAAUCCUGACUUCCCUGAUGUCUCCAGUGGAGUGUUGGUCCAUCAGGUUAUACCUGAGUCCCCCGCACACAGGGGCGGGAUUGAGGCCGGUGACGUGAUCCUCAAGCUGAACGGCCGCCCACUCAGGACCACCGACGAGCUGCAGGGGGCGUUGCUAGGCGACGGGCCCCUCCUCCUGGAGGUUCGUCGCGGCGACGACGAACUGCUUUUCCACAUAGAGCCCCACGUCGUCAUGCAGUGAGGAGGCGGAGUCAUGGACCAGGGAAAUGUAGAGUGAGGAGGAGGAGUCAUGGACCAGGGAAAUGUAUAGUGAGGAGGAGGAGUCAUGGACCAGGGAAAUGUAGAGUGAGGAGGAGGAGUCAUGGACCAGGGAAAUGUAGAGUGAGGAGGAGGAGUCAUAGACCAGGGAAAUGUAGAGUGAGGAGGAGGAGUCAUGGACCAGGGAAAUGUAGAUUGAGGAGGAGGAGUCAUGGACCAGGGAAAUGUAGAGUGAGGAGGAGGAGUCAUGGACCAGGGAAAUGUAGAGUGAGGAGGAGGAGUCAUAGACCAGGGAAAUGUAGAGUGAGGAGGAGGAGUCAUAGACCAGGGAAAUGUAGAGUGAGGAGGAGGAGUCAUGGACCAGGGAAAUGUAGAUUGAGGAGGAGGAGUCAUGGACCAGGGAAAUGUAGAGUGAGGAGGAGUCAUGGACCAGGGAAAUGUAG